AUGGCACCUCCACCCACACCGUUUAUUGACGCCCAGGCUGUUUCCGGCAUCACUGGUUCGAUAUCCAUCGCAUGCUGGAUUAUCGUCUUUGCUCCACAAAUCUACCAGAACUUUGCACGUCGCAGUGCAGAUGGGCUUUCCCUUCUUUUUGUUGUGCUCUGGCUUCUUGGAGACAUCUUUAACGUCAUAGGGGCGGUCCUCCAGGGCGUGCUUCCGACGAUGAUCAUCCUUGCAAUCUACUAUACCCUUGCUGAUAUCGUUCUCUUAUGGCAAUGUCUGUACUACAGACACGGCAGCGGGAAAAAGGUGGACCCUAUCCACUUGUCACCUGCAAACCCUCUCAACAGCGAGGCGGAGCCUCUUCUUGAGUCGGUGAUGUCCAACGAACACCACCACCAUCACCACCACCAUCGCCACGAGGAUGGAGCUGCAAAUGGCUCUAACGAGGCAGACGAAGAUAGCCGCUCGUCGUGCUCUUCUGCAUCGUCUGUGGCUGGUUCUGACUUGACCUACAACUUGAUAAUGGUAUCUCUCGUCAUCAUAGCAGGCCUAGGAGGGUGGUAUUUUGGCGGCUCCGGAAAGGGCUCCGACGAUCCACCAAAGGGCGACGACGGCUUGGAGUUUAACCCGCUUGCACAGACUUUCGGCUGGCUAUGCGCUAUACUAUACCUCGGCUCGAGAAUACCUCAGAUCUUGUUGAACUUCGAACGUAAGUCCUGCGACGGAAUCUCCUUCUUGUUUUUUUUGUUUGCGUGUUUGGGUAACGUCACCUACGUUGUGUCCAUUCUUGCCGUCUCCACGGGCAGAAACUAUCUUCUGGUGAACUCCUCGUGGUUGAUCGGUAGUUUUGGUACUUUAGCAGAGGAUUUCAUCAUUUUCUGCCAGUUCUUCAUGUACAACAAA
Molecule: messenger RNA, 903 nt
Organism: Pichia membranifaciens NRRL Y-2026
Lineage: Eukaryota; Fungi; Ascomycota; Pichiomycetes; Pichiales; Pichiaceae
Exons: 2
Biological process (GO): basic amino acid transmembrane export from vacuole
Cellular component (GO): fungal-type vacuole membrane
Source: RefSeq, a predicted model, not a curated record